UCUCGGUAAUUUCGGAAUUUCAAUUUUCCACUCCUACGAUGAAUAACAGUGCCAUAUAAAUCGGUAGAUAAUCUUCAAAGGUUUCUCAUACCAACACAUCUUAUAUAAACAUGUUAAUAACAACUUUAGUAAAGGAAAACUGUUAUGAGCAAAAUAACAAGUGUUUCUCGUGCCGAUUAUUUUCUGAAACAUUCUGGCGCCAUCUUGAAAUUUGAGUUCGGGGGGGGGUGAAUGCCUCUCUUUAGCGCACUGGCUAAGCUUUUGGCGGCCGGUUACACUUUUUUGGCUGAGUUCCACCUCUGUGUAGUAUAUCCUCUGUGACUAUGUUUUAAUUUCAGGGCAAGUUUCGUAUAAAUGGCUGAGUCAAGCGAAGUUGGACAAGCGGUGAAGGAUGUACUAAAGGGUGCCGUGAGUGGUAGUUUAAAAUGGAAUUUAUCUCCUUUUGGUGGUUACAUUUCAUUCGUCAUAACCACUGACAAUAUACAUCUGGCAGAAAAAUUAUUGAAAGUUGGUGGGAAGGCAUGCCUCGGCGUUGGGGCGCUCACACUUGGUUCUUUGUUUUGUUAUAAAACUUACAAAUACCUAAUUACUGACGCCACUAAAAAAGGCUUUGAAGAAUCCGAAGAUAGAGAUGACCAAGAAUUUAUUGGGCCCGAAUCGGGAUCCCUACACGUUAUACUGCAUUGUCUUACGGAUAAGAGAUUUUUGGAAGUUUUAGCAGAUUAUGAAUCUGGACGAAUAGAAGAACGUCUGGAGAAAGAAUUUUCGCAGAUUGGAAUUGAAACAGAAGGACUGAAGGUCUCAAUUGAAAACAUGGAGGAAGUGAACAAAAUAAGGACAGCUAUAAACAUAAGGUAUAUGAAAUUAAUGCACCUAUCAAUGUUAACCCCGAGGGUGGGGGGGGGGGGUCGGGCAAGGGGUGGGGAUUUGACAUUUUAAAAAAAAAAAAAUGUCAAAUGCCACUCCCUCAGGAGAAAAUUCCUGGGCAAAAUUCCCCCACCCCCGGGAUGAAAUUGUAUUCCUAAAGUAUUUGAUUUCUGGUGCACUCUAUAUGUCAGGUGAUAGGGAAAUUACACAAAUACAUUUGGCGGUAUAAUUUAAAAGUAUAACAAAUAUAAAGAACGUUUCAAAUUUGAUAACUUAACUCUUUCUAAUCACGUCCCAGUCUCAUCGAUGCUGGGAGAUUCGAUGGCGAGAAAUUUCAUAUCUUCGGUUCUGUGCAUGCUAUGAAGACAGAAAUACCACCAUUCCAUUCAGAAAUAAAUUAGAUUUAACUAAUUCUUCCCUAUAGUUUUAGUCAUUAUCAACAUUGUAGCGAUUUAUGGGCCUUUGAAAGUCAAACACAAUCAUAUUGUAUCAAAUUAUGCAAUUGUCUGAACAAAAAUAUAGAAUCCCCAUUAAAAACACUACUAAGAGUGUUAUUUGCAAGCCUGUAUCUUCAAAUCUGUAUCUUUUAUCAAUAUAUUUCCAUUUCUUGUCCAACUGUGAGCUCGAAGUGAGUUAAUCCCAACCGGAAAUACGACUGAAAACCAUCAAAACAAUGCGAAGCUUGUAUUGUAUGACCCUGCAAAUGGCAGAAAUGGAUUCGCAAGGUCAAAUUGCACCUACACGUGUGAGUUUGACGUCAUCCCGCUACAGGAGCUUCUUAUUGGCCAAUUAUUGCGCGAUGUACGCAAGUGCAAGUAAAACCCGACAUCUUGAAAAAUUCAAAAUAAAUAUUUCUACUCGCCGUAUUCACCAUGGUGUAGUGGACUGGAACACAGGCUAAUAAAACACAUGCCUGCAUGUGGCAUUAUAUAAUUGUUCAUCCUAAUCAGUAUUCUUAUAUAAUUGUUUGCCCUAAUUAGUAUUCUUUUGUAGUCAUAUUUUAAACUACAGUAUUUAAAACAUGAGUAGGAGUGUUUUAUCAAGACAUAAAACGCUCGGCUGCGCCUCGCGUUUUAUUUCUCAUAAAACACUCCUACUUGUGUUUUAAAUAGUACAUACAUAAUGUGAACUUUUAACAUAUAAGUAUAAAUCGAUAUUAAUAUAAUUAUAAAAUGGCUUAUAAGUGUUUAUUUCUUGUCCAGAAAUCUCCAUAUUUCUUGUAAAAACAAUGCGCGAGACAGCGAGUGAUGAACUAGUGCCCAGUCUUCAGUUUGUUCAAAAAUUGGCUCAGGUUUCUUCAGUAUAUCGUCUGAGAUCAGUGUUAUCCCGACCCAUGGGACCACCUGGUUGAUCAAAUCCCCCCCCCCCCUUUGCCCGACCCUCCCCCCUCAGGGUUAACAUUGAUAGGUGCAUAAUGAAUUGAUGAAUAAAUAGCCACUGACUCAGUGUCUUUAUUAACUAUCAAAUAUUAAAUUUGAAAGGAAUAACUAAGUAAUUUUUUAAGCUUACUAUCCUUAGCCAUGUACAGUAUACCUGUAUAUAGGGUAAUACAAGGAAUGCAACUCAAAAAUUAUAAAAGCGUGGCCAACGUUUUAACACAGAGUAGAUACAUAUACAGAGUUGUAACUAGUGUACCCACUUGUUUGUGCGCAUGCUCGGCAAGUUACUAGAUUCAUGCAUCUGAUUGGAUGACGACUCUGCUUCACUCGCUUUACUGACUGCUCACGGAACUUGCCAAGCACGUGCAGUUGAUCAUUUUUAGCCCGGUCGUCUGAAAAAGUGGGUACAUGAAAACGUAAGCUUCCGCAGUGUUUACAACGGUCAGUUCAGCCAGUGGUGGAUUUAGGGGUGCUGCACUCCAGCAGGUUUUUUUUCAGGAUUUUCUCUUGGGUCCGUUUUUGCAGAGGAGAUUGAGUUUAGCUGAACAGAUGGGGUGGUUGCACCCCCCUACCGGGGGGGGGGGGCUGACACGUGUACUCAAUAAAUGUUGUUGAGACGGAAUAUGUUAAAGCAGGGGCACUGAGGGACACUAUAAACUGGUUAAAGAUGGCGAAAUGCAUAGUUUUUCUUGUGUUGUGAGAUGAAUUCCAGCCAUUUUUUCUUAAUUGGCGGGUUUCCAACUGAAUUUCCACAUGUCACAAAUUUAACUCAAACAACUUCAUUUUUACUGCACUGAAACUUUGGUGAGAAGAUUGAGUUUCAAAAUUCAAUUCAAGAUUGAGUUAAAUAAUCCCUGAAAAAAAGCCUGCCCAGGCUCUGGUCAACAGGGGUGCAUGGGGGGGGGGGGGUGCAAAAUGUUUAUCCUAAUUCUAAUCAACUUAUGUUAAGGAAUUCAGUUGGGUAUCACUAGUUGACAAUAGUGGAAUAGCCAAUAUUAAAUAUUCUGAAUUUUUAAAUGUUUUGAGAAUCUAAAAUUUUCCAGAAUGUUUUCUCAGAAUGCUGGAAAUGCCAUUUCAGAGCCCAAAUUUUAAACCGGACCCCCAUAGAAAUCUCGGACCCCCAUAGAAAUCUCGCGCCUUCGGCGGUCGUUUCGCCAUUGGUUAGCAUCCACCACUGGUUACAGCUCUGUAUAUGUAUUUACUCUGUGGUUUUAAUUUCAAUUGAAAUUAAGCAUUGAUUCAAUGGCAAUAAUGGCGAAUAAUAACAUUGCCUAUAAAUAUGGCGGCAGUAAAGCACUUGGUUUAACUUGUGCUGUUAUAUUACUGUACUUGCACUGUUAUAUUACUGUACUUGCACUAAGGGCGAAAAUGUUUCUAUAUAUACUAGAAAAGGAAACCAUCAAACAAUAGACCUUUCCUCUUUUGACUGAAAUUUUGAUCUAGACAAGUCUGGACAAAAAUUUCAUCACAGCUUGAAAGAGCAUCACAAAAUUAGUAAUAUUCCGAAAUUUCGUUGCGAAAUGUUGUAAAAUGCGGAUAAUAUAGCCUUGCGAAGUUUGCCGUUUUUCAGUCAUUUUGCAUUACAAACGGGAAAUCAGGGUCUUAGCUAGGAUUUUAUAUCUUGGGCGUGUUUCUAAAUUUCCAGGGUGUGCCCCUGUCAAUUGCCUUGAAUAGCCAAAAACAUGAUUCCAGUUAUGCGUGUCAACAAUAGACUAUACCUGUGGUUGUUCUAUAUGCUUUUUAACCAAAUACAAGGCGAGCAUACGCUCAUAUUUCGCACUGACAUUAUAAUAACUUAUUUUAGCAACUUUUGGGACAUUUAAAGCCAUUUUAACAACCAUACGGUUCCCAUUAUCCAUCAAAACAUUAAAACAUCACGGAUCACUUUUACCAAUUUCAACCACUACAGUAGAUUUUACAAAGAAAUGAUGUAUGUUGUAAGUAGCAACACCUUAUUUUAUGAACGUACAUGCACGGCCAAAAAUAAAUACUGAAGCCGCGUUCAUUUCAUCUAGCCGUGUUUUUACAUUGUUGGCCGCGAUAACACGGCCAACACGGCCUUCUAGCUAAGACCCUGCGGGAAAUUGAUAAUCAGAUGAUCAAACUGAUUAUUAAUUUCCCAUUUGUAAUACAAAAUGACUGAAAAACGGCAAACUUCGCAAGGCUAUAUUAUCCCGACAUUUUACAACAUUUCGCAACGAAACUUCGGAAUAUUACUAAUUUUGUGAUGCUCUUUCAAGCUGUGAUGAAAAUUUUUGUCCAGGCAUAUCUAGAUCAAAAUUUCACUCAUAAGGGGAAAGGUCUAUUCAAUUAUGACAAUAUAAGGCACUUUAUAAGCGUACGGGGCUGAUGCUCUCCAGAAGUCGGUUGAAUGUUUACCCAAAUUUUUAUGGAGAAUUGUAAUGAAAUAACCUGAAUUUAGCAUAUGUUUUGAUAAAUCUGCCCGAAUUUCCUAGCAUUUGCCCGAAUUUCCAUGGUUUUCUAAAAGUUGGGGGUGGGGCAGUUGCCCUCCCUGUCCCCUGUCUCAUACGCCUAUGGUGCACUUUCUUUUAAAUGAAAAAGGUUUAAUGAAAUUUAAUAAGACACCAUUUUUUACACCCAACAGGAAGUGGCACAGCAAAAUGGUGGAGGGGGUAGCCCCAAUGCUUUUCAAAGUGCAGAUAGUGUUAGAUUCGUUAAGAUUAAUCACGAAUGCAUUGGGUCUGACCCGAAUUAUUGCAUCAUAUUAGCGAAUUUAGCUCUUAUAUUCACACUGUCAAAAGGUGAUUUUUUAGGACAUUUACAUGUGCCUCCACAAUGCAGGAAAUGACGUCACAGAAAACCCAUAUUCAAUUUUCCUGGGCAGCCUGUCCCUGGAUCUCCCUAGAAUUGUCACAAAUUAUUAAGUUGCCCUCGAAAAUAAGAGGGCCUCCUUAAAUAAUAUACUGGCGGGGCCACUACCUAUAGGGAUAAACUAAAAGUGAAAUACGAUGCCACAACCGCCUAUUAUUACAAUUUAAAGCACCUUGUAAUCCCCAAAAGCGUAUGCGCAAAAUAAAAAUGUCAAAUUAAAGAUGUCAUCUCGGUAUACUUUUGGGAUAAUAGGAAACGCCUUAAGGUGGCUCGAUAUAGUAAUCACAAAAACCCUGCUCAAGAAUCGCGAACUCAAAACCGAGUGACCAUUUUUACGCGCAGGUCGCGGAAACUGAUAAACAAAAUGAAAAGAACUUCCAAAAUGACCUAACGUGAGCAGUUGCUCGCGCCAUACACGUCAUUGCGCGUGUUCUGUAGUGUUUUAUGUCGGUUGCUGACGUCAUUAGAAUUUUCCAUUUUAGAAAAACAAUGCGCUAUAUCUCUUUAUUUUGUCUGGUGACCUACGUUCAAAUUUUGCACGCUGUAUUGCACCGCUAAAAACUUUCAUUUUACAAAAAAGAAAAAAAUUCUGUAAUGCCAAAAAAAUUUUAUCGAAGAAAACGACAUUUUUGCAUUUUCCAAAAAAAUGGCAUUACAGAAUUUUUUUAUAUUUUGCUAAUUGUUAGCUUUUCGUCCAAGUAAAAUAAUGCAAGAAAAAAAAUUGGGGGUCACCAUGCUUCUUUUCCAACAAAACGAGACGAUAGGCCAUUUUGGAGUGAAUUUCGUACGCGUAUGUCGUCAUAGCAACGAACUAUCUGUUACUAAAAAUAAUAAAAUUUGAAAGUAGAGAUAUCAAAAUAUAUAAAAAACACAAUAUCUGCUGAAUAAAUCAUAAAAAUGCGUAGUUUGAACAUGUCAAAGUGUUGAACACCUGACUUUUUGAAAACUGUAUCGAGCCACCUUAACUAUCAUUUUUAUUUCUGUAGAUCAUGGGCCGAAGUGGACAUUGUUAAAACAAGUGAUAUGGAAGAAGUCGGUAAAAACUUAGAGGUAAACUAUACUACCAAUUUUUACUUUUCCUCAAUUAAGUUGGCUAUAUUGCUUGAUUAGAAAACUCGCGUGCAGCGCAUGAUACAUUACAGGCUUACGUACUGUUAAAAUAGAACUAAUACUAUAAAUUUGAAGAUUAAAUUUUAUGAAUAAUGUUUUCUAUAACCUGUGUAGCAGCUGGUUUUUGGGGCAGGACUUGCAGGUGGAAAAAUUAAGAGAUAACGGGCGGGCGAGAGAAACCGUCUGCCAGUUUUCCAUACAUUUUUAUUGCCGCCCAUUGUAAUAAGUUGAUUCAAAACCAGGUGGUAAUGACGAGUUCACACGUAUUACUAUAUAGGCCAUCGUAUUACGUACACAUGCACAUACUGUAAUUGCCUGUAGCUGACCUGUAAGACACUGAUGCUGUCUACAAUAGAGAGUUUUAGCUUGACGUUUACGGCAAACGUCAAACCGCUAACGAAGUUUUUGAUUUUACAAGUCUAUUAUAACAGCUUUUACACUAAUUUUGAAAUAUAAACAAUUAUUUAACUUGUGCUCUUUAGCAAUGAUUUAAAAGAAAGCAAAUUAACUAGUAGUCACGUAUUCGCGAAAGCAGUAAAUUAAGAUUUGGCGUUUGAAGUUUACGUUUGGCGUAUAAAUUUCAUGCUUUAACGACUAUACAAGCCCUCAUGGCAGUUCAAGCAUGAAAUUUAUACGCCAAACGUAAAUUUCAAACGCCAAGUCUUAAUUUACUGCUUUCGUGAAUACGUGACUAGUGGUGAAUUUGCUUUCUUUUAAAUCAUUGCUAAAGAGCACAAGUUUAAUGAUUGUUUAUAUUUCAAAAUUGGUGCAAAAGCUGUUAUAAUAGAGUUGCAAAAUCAAAAACUUCGUUAGCGGUUUGACGUUUGCCGUAAACGUCAAGCUAAAACUCUCUAAUGAGUGAGCCAGAACCUCCAAAAAAGCUGUACCAAAAGGUAGAAAAUAGAAAUCUGAGAGUGUCAAUGACUUUUGCACACUGAGUGUGUAAUUGUCCACUAAAACUUAAAAUUGGGAAUUUUGAGAAAACCCCGUACGUUUCAUCAGAGCAAGGUUUCAAACCACCGUCCAGGACAAACAGCGAUGAUUACAUUUGUGAUUGAAUUCUAAACGGAGUUAAACAUAAUUGUCGAAAGAAUCCUGGAGUUAUCAGAACGGGUUUGUAAAUCCCGCAAUCCCACCUAUUUGCAUGGAUUAUCCACGGAACUCGAGAAAGUUAUUAAAUAACAGAUCAACAAUUAACAGAUUAGCCAAUCAUGUAUUUCCAGUCCAGUGGACUGGCAAUGAAAAAUGUAUGAAAAACGGGCAGACGUUCCCUCACUAAUUUUCCUGCCCGAAAGUCCACCUCCAAAAAACUGGCUGCCAUACAGCAUCUAACUAUGUUUUGUCAUCAUCAGAAAUGUUGCUAGGUUACAUUACAAACCAGGAUAUUUAUAGGUGAAGAUAAAAGCAUUUUGAUAUAUUCACAUAUAGAAGAGAUUAUACAUUAAAAAAAUAGUUAAAUAUUAUGAGAUCUUUUGAUACUUUAGUUCUGUGACGUUCAGACUGCGAUUUAAUUAUUCGAAGAGCAAUAAGAACCAAUGAUCAGCUAGAACUGUCUAUAAUCUUACAGUUAUUAAAUAUUAAUUACUCGCUGGGGCACGAGUAUAGGUUUCGGCAUGCAUUUGUCACGGAUCACGGAUAGUGGAUCUGCUUGAUCCUUUUCAAAAUGGCGGGUCCUUUCGUGGAGUGGGCAAAAUGUUUCAAACAAUUUCGGGCCCCAUUUCGUGAAAAUUUUGAACAAAUUCUACCUGUUUUCUAUGGAUUUUGCAUUGUGUCUAACUCUGGACAUUCUUACUAGUUUAUUUAAUGCGUUUUUCUUGGUGCACGACUCUGAAAAUCCGAAAUUUGGAUCGUUGAAUUCCCGUGCACGAUCAUAAUAUACUGAAUCUGAAUAUAAACGAGCCAAAGACAAUUUCAAGGUAAAAGAUAUAACGUAAACUGCACAACGUAGUUUUAAUAAAUAACGACUUUAUGAGAAGCAUAUUGGUGUCAUAUCAAUAGAAAAUUUAUCGAACAACAGUCCGUGAAAACUGUAGUGUACUCAGUGCGAAAUAUGAUAUUGUAUUUGUAAUGCAUAUUAAUGGCGCAAUAAGGAUAAAAAUACCACCGUUCGAUUCAGCGUAAGAAAUUGUACUUACAGAUGUCAAAUGUAUUACUAAACACCAGUAUCACUAAACACCAUAGCCUUUGAAAAUCAAGCCGGAAAUUGUAUUGUUAGAUAUUCAGACAGUACAUCAUAUUUUAAACUAGUAUACUUAUCAGUAGUAUAAAUGCUGACUUGCUCCUUAAUUUGACGAUAUAUAAAAAACGGCCUCAUCUUUCCAAAUUAACAACGUACCCCAUGAGUUUAAAUACAAUCUCGUGAGCUCCUAACCCAUCGUAACUGACAGUAAAGGUUCGGUCACACGGAGCGACAAGUCGCAGGGGCAUGUUGCAGGGACAUGUCGCGGGUUCGAAUUUCAUCGUGUGUCACAUGUGUAAGCGUUGUCGCGGGGACAAAAAAUUGUCCCCGCGACAUGUCGCAUGAAAUCAAAUUGAUUUGAUUUCAUGCGACGUGUCGCGGGGACAAAAACCGUUGCCGCGACUUGUUGCAUCGUGUGAGCUAGUCUGUUCACAAGUCGCGGGGAAAUAAUUAGUCCGACCAAUCACAAAAUAUCAUUCCCAUGACUACUUGCACGCUCAAUUUCAAUAUAAGUCCUCAUGGGAGUUCUUUGACUUGUCGCAUGAAUUGUCGCCUCGUGUGACCACGCGCCUGUAAGCGCUUGUGCGACUUGUUUUCGCCUAGCAUUGUCGCUUCGUGUGACUCGUUUCGGGCGACAUGUCCCUGCAACAUGCCCCUGCGACUUGUCGCUCCGUGUGACCGAACCUUAAAGCCUGGUUCACAUAUGUCUGCGAUGUGUCGGCGGGCUAUUGUCUUUAGCAGUUCAACCAAAUAAUUCACAAAAGAAUGUAUGCAUGCAUCAAUAGCUGUAAACAAUAACGUCGCAGGCAUAUCGCAGACAUAUGUGAACCAGGCUUAAGCUCAACACUAACUUAAUCGUUGUGACGUCAUUAUUGUAAAUGUGAAUAAAUCCUUGUUUCGGUCACAUUCACAAAUAUAUAUCUUUGAUCUUGACCGUAAUCACAACCCAUCCCUAACCCUAGCUUUAUUGUGCGCGAAACAUUAGAAUCUAACCAUAAACUUUUUUUAAUCUUUCUAUCCUACCGUUACUCUAAUAUCUGUGACAUCAGAGCGACAAUAGUAUGGAAACUUGUACCUAUUUUUGGAACCUUUUCACUAUGGACCACAAUAUCAGCCAAUAAUUAUUUUAAGAGCACACAGAUUAUUCAAUGCUUUUAAUUACACAACAACGAUACACUGUAUCACUAUUAAAGACCACACAUAUACUUCAAAUUAUCACAAGACCACAACUGUACAGUGAGUGCGGACUGUCCGGUAUGUACUAUUUGAAACGCGAGCAGGAGUGCUUUUUAUCAGAUAUAAAACACGUGAGCGCAGCUCGAAUGUUUUAUCUGAUAAAGCACGGACUUUUAAAUGGCUAGUAAACAUAAAAUCCCGGUUCACAUAUACCUACUUACACCUGUGGUAUGUCGGCGGGCUAUUGACAACAACUGCUCUGAAAAACUGUGAACAAUGAUAGCGCAGGUAUACCGCAGGAAUAUAUGUGAACCAGGCUAAAGAAAGAGUAAAGUAAAGUGCUUAGCUGAUAUUUUACUUCGCUUGAAUAUACUUCUUCCCCAAAUUGCCUUUCUUUUGAUUUUACUGAAGUGAAGUCGAUCGUUUAAGAACUGAAUAUCGAACAACAUGGUCAUGGAGCAAAACCUGCAUCCAAAGACGUCAAAUCAAAGCGACGUUACUUCGAAAACUACAGGGUGUAUCAAAUUUUGUCGGCUACUUAUUUUGCUCCUGGGAUUUGAAAAUACAUUCUAAAUAACUAACCGCGUUGAUAGAAAUUAGAAUAACAAAAAGUUAUUUAUUUGUAACGCAAAAAACUAUCAGUUCGACUGCGAAUGGUCAACUCAAGUAUUGUGUUUACGCAUGCUUGGGAUCAAUUAGUUCCGAAUCAUGCAAAUUCCAAAAACAUUGUACAGGGUGUCCCAUCUAUAGAAAUUAUCUUAUUGUUGUUAAGCCCAGGAUUUUUCAUACUCCUAGUGGUAAUUAAAAAUUCAAUUCAAUUGUGUUUACGCGCUCUUCUGUUCAGCAUAAUGCUCAGACAUUCAAAUUAUAACAAUAUGAUAAUUUCUAUAGUAUAGAGGGAAUUUUUUGGGGGGACACCCUGUACUUCAAAGGUUUCCAGGUUUUUUGAUGCACCCUGUAGAGUUGAGGACAUUGUUUUUAAUGUUUCGACACAUGCAAUAACAAAAGCAUGAUCAAUUAUAAAAAGUAUUCAAUGCACAUACUUCAAUCCCAUGCACGAUCCUACUGACUUGCUCCUGGCUGGGUUGCAUGCUUAAAAAAUGCCCAUGCAUAAAUUAAACUAUGUUGUGUAUGCAUUGAGUAUAGUGUAGUGUGCUUUUUGGCAGCCAAAGUACAUUUAGUCAACCCAUGAAAUAGCACGCAAAGCAUCGUUCUUUUAAAACGCCAUGCUAUAAACAUAGUUGGCAGUUGCCGGACUGUUCAUGCCAUGUCUCCGUGUCAAUUACUUUAUUGUCAAAUCAUAUUCAAACAAAAGGUCAACAACCUAAACCCUGUUUAAAUUAUAGCAAAGUGAAACUGAUGGACAAUAAUUGAUUCGCUUUUAAUGCUUGAAAUAAACGCUUUCAGACGUGCAAAUACAAUGUUGAUUUUACUGCUAAGUGCUACAUGAAAUAAGAAAAGACAAAAGAAAAUAAGGCGAAGAGCACAAACGCAUAAAUUCGCUUUCGAAUUAGCGUUAUAAAUUGUUUGUAAUAAACAAAUUCAGUAUACAGGGUGUCUCAAAAAAACCCAAAAUCAUUGAAAUAACGUAUUGUUCGAAUUUCAAUGCCGCAACACAAAGGAUUUUGACAGGGUGAUUAAUUUGUUUUAAAAAAUUAAAAUAUCUUUGUAAAGUGAACGUUUGUUUGCUCAUGGGAAUUUAAAAAUGCUUCGUAAAUUCGUGGGUUUAGUACUUUAUGCCUGACAUAACAAGUUUACGCUGGGUAUUACCAUUCAUUAUAGCAGUUAUGUCAAUCUUUUAUGCACUCGUGGGAUUAACUUAGUGCUAGGGCAUUGAAUAUCGAACAAUACGUCAAUUUCAAUGAUUUUGUUUUUUUUUGAGACACCCUGUAUAUCACGGUGUAAGACCAUGAGCCAGAGCCCAAUACGAACUAGAACUGCUGACUUGCUCGCUCGCUUCAGGCUCGCUCGCUGCGUCAGCAAAAAUACAGCAGUUCAAAAUGUAAACAAACCGUUUGUUUACAUUACGGACUUGACUUCCACUUUAAUAUACGUACGUAAAACUUUAAAUCUGUUUAAAUGUUACUUAUAAAAUAACCAAAUAAAUAAAGCAACAGAAUUUACUGCUCCGCAAGUUUUAGUAUGAAUUUGUUAAAGCCUGGUUCACAUAUGCCUGCGGUAUGCCUGCGACUGUAUCAUUAUGCCUCUAUACUUGCCGCCGAAAUACCGACAAAGUUGAACUCAAGUCAACUUUCCCGGCCUACCGCCGAUGUAACUGAGGCACUGGCGGCAAUCGGCGAACAAAUGUUCACAUAAUUUACGUUUUAAAGCUAGCACCGGUAUCGUCGCCGGUACGUCGCAGGCAUAUAUGUGAACCAGGCUUAACUUAUUUGUAAAAUAUUUAAAAAUAGAACGAUUCAAAGUUUUACGUGCGUGUACGUGCGUACGAAAAACGCAACAGUGGAAAUCAGCCUUUAGAUCUUAACAGUAAUGUACGUCAGUUGAAUGGCCCCAGCGAGUUAACGCUCCAUAGAGCGUCUUGUUAUGGUAAAAAUGUUUGAGAUGUUGAAAAUGUUUGCACGAUGUGAUGCAUGUAGUUAAAGUUUCAGAUUUAUUUUCGAUUCUGGUGUACUUGAGAAGCAGUGAUCCGUUUUCCUGAUAAAUUUACUUGUACAUUCUGGGCAAGUAAAAUGGGUACGCUAAUAUACAGAGUUUGGAUAUUUUAUCGGUAUUUUAUUUCUCCAUCAAAGGGACGCCGAGUUGCUGUUAGUAUUUCAGUUAAUGAUGAACUUGCAUUUUAGCCUUAGUAGGUUAAUUAUUGUACGAAAAAAUGAGCUGGUUAGUGGGCUACUAUAUUUUAAGGCAUAUUUAUCAAGAUAGGUUAAACUUAGCCACACUUUAUGGACGUUGUUGGUUGGAUUUGCAUCUGGGUUAUUUUGAUGUAUAACGUCAUUAACGUGGUUGUUUGACAUUGAACGGCAUUUUGCAACAAUUGAUCACGUGACCCCACUCCUUUUUGGAGAACACCUUGCUUUGACAAUUGUUCUUGCAUGCUAAGCCCAAUAUAAUUCAAGCAUAUUUUGGAAAUUUUUGAGCUGUCAACUCAAAAUUGUCUCAUUCACCUAUUUUUGGUAUAGAAGUGAUGACGAUAUCUAUAAAAGACUACCCGUUGUCGCGCAGCCAUAAAGAGAUAUCAUGUAGGAAAUAAAGAGAUAUCAAAAACUGUACAAAUGUAAACAAACUACGAAUGUAGAUACGUAAUUAUAGACUCUUGUUAUGUUGCGAAAAUAUAAGACGAGAUAAUACGACUAAUUUCAUUAGUCAUGUACCUGUAGAAGACUAUUAUUAUUAUUAUUAUUAUUAUUAUUAAAAUUAAUGGUUUCUCCCAAAAGGGUUUUUCAGAACCCAUUUACAAAAUUAUUUUAUAAAACUACAAUUUUAAAAUAUUUACAGUUUCUACAAAUUAGGAAUAAAAAUGACUGAUAUCUAAGUUUUUAAUAGUCUAAAAUAGGAAGUAGUCUAUAGUCUAAGUAGACAGUAAGUGUUCUUUAAGUUGACUUUUAAAUGUCUUAAGUGAUGUACAUUUCUUUAGCUCAGUGUCUAAGUUAUUUCAAAUUGAAGCUCCUCUAAAAGCAAAUGACCGUUGCCCUGCCGCUGUUUUAAACAAUGGUAUCUGUAUUGAGUUGCAGUUCCGCGUAGACCGAUUGUGAAUACAAGAUCGUUUCUCAAACAUGUCACAAAGAUAUUUCGGCGCUAAGUUGUUCAUGCAUUUAAAAGUCAUUACGGCAUCACGGAAAUAGAGUAAUUUGUCAACUGUGAGCCACUCAAGAUUUUGGAGUAAUGGGCUUACAUGAUCGUAUUUCUUGGAUCCUGUGAUUAUUUUACAUGCAAGGUUUUGAAUAGAUUGAAGUUUCUUUAUAUUAGUGCAUGUUGUAUUUGACCACACAGUGGAACAGUAGAGCAGUUUACUGAUCACUAAUGAAGUGAUUAUCAUUGUAAGUGUUCCCUUGUCAUAAUUAUUUUUAACUCUGUUUAUCUGGCACAGUUUAUAAAGGCAGGACGACACUAGAUUCGAUAUGUGCUUAUCGUAACUUAGGUGACUGUCCAUUAGAAGUCCUAGAUCUUUGGCAAAAUCAACAGGUUCUAGAAUCUUCCCCAUAAAAGAGAUCGAAAUAUUGACAUCAAGUUCGUUCAUCAGCUGCCUGGUUCCAAUGAUCAUGAAUUUUGUUUUAUCUGGAUUCACCAAAAGAUUGUUUUCGCAGCACCAAGACGCAAUUUUAUGUAGGUCUUCUUCCAGAUUUUUAAUUCCAGUGUCAGCUUCCGUUAAAGGAAACGAUAACAAAGUUUUCGUAUCAUCAACGUAUGAUUCAAGAUCACCAUUGUAAGAUGCACAGGGUAGAUCGUUAAGGUAUAUACAAAAGAGCAAUGGCGAUAAAAUGGCCCCUUGAGGUACACCAUAAGUUAUCGGUAAUGGAUCUGAUAACGUAGAGUUAAUACGGGUUGAUUGGAAACGGUCUGUUAAGUAGCUUCUGAACCAGUUUACUGUUGAUAAUCUAGUGGCCGAAAGUUCGUCAAAAUCUAGUGGCCGAAAGUUCGUCAAAAUAAAUUAUUUUUGGUCAGAGAACGAUUCCUUUUAUUAUAAUGAUGGAUUCUUGCACUUCACUUGGUGGAAUUAUUGUUAGAAUUUUAGGUUUGUAAUCCAAGUGAGAAUAUAUACAUUUUAAGACCUAACCAGGAACGACUGCGAAAAAUGCAGCACAAGGUCCUCUGGUAGGAAUUGAACCUACGCCCUGCGAUUCCGGUGCAGCGCUCUAACCAACUGAGCUACAGAGGGCAGCUGUUAAGCUGUAACCGUAAGUUCAUGUAUAUAUAGGUAAUCGGGUGUGCGGGUUGUGAUAAGGUGGAUUUCAAUUAUGGAUUCUUGCACUUCACUUGGUGGAAUUAAUGUUAGAUUAUAUUAGAUAAUAUUAUGCCUUUACCUGACCGCGCUUCAUCCAUAUUUUCACAAAUAACCAAUGUCUUUAAGAUCUUACUUCCCGUGAAAAUUUGAUACUGAUAUUUUGAAACAUUCAGGAAAUGGAGUUGGAAGAGUCUGAUAAGCAUGUACAAAUGGAAGAUAAUUCAGAAGACAGUGAUGCUGGAAUGAACGUUGCUAUGGAUGGAGAAGAUGAAUAUGAAAAAUCAAGAGGGUAUGAAAUCUUACAAUUUUUAACU
Molecule: messenger RNA, 14757 nt
Organism: Paramuricea clavata
Lineage: Eukaryota; Metazoa; Cnidaria; Anthozoa; Malacalcyonacea; Plexauridae
Source: the annotation of a GenBank genome assembly